AUGGAAGAUGUUAAAUCGGAUGCUAUAUUAAAUAAGCAAAAUAGUCUUAACAACAAUACAGAUCUUGAUGGAAAAUAUGGCUACGAUUCUGCAUUGUCAUAUGCUGGUGGAUAUUCUUUAGCGUUUUAUGGAUAUUAUUGUAUUUAUUGUGUAUUCACUUGUUGUUGGUGUAGUUGCAUGUCUACAGAUUGUAUUUGUGUAACACUUGCAUUUAUAUUUAAUAUAAUUGGGGCUUGCAGCAGUAUACCACUUGCACUUCCAUAUUUAAAAGAUCAAAUUAUUGGUCCUGAUCAUCAAAUAAUUUCAUGUGGUCAUAUCGAGGUUUUAGAUUCAUGGUUAAAUGAUUGGUGUACUUUAAAUAAACUUCGUAUUAUAUUAUCAUGGCUACUUAUAUUGGCAAAGGGAUUAUUCUUAACUUGGUUAGAAAAACGAAAAGAAAAAUCAAUGCAACAAAAUGAAAUAGUAACUUAUAAUAAGAGUAUUAAGGAAGACACAACUGAUGAUAUUAAAAUAAUUACUGUCGAAUAA
Molecule: messenger RNA, 528 nt
Organism: Dentiscutata erythropus
Lineage: Eukaryota; Fungi; Glomeromycota; Glomeromycetes; Diversisporales; Gigasporaceae
Source: the annotation of a GenBank genome assembly